GGCAGUAUGAAAUAACUAAAAGAGAUUGUGUGACGCGUAAACGUGUGGGACGUUGUCACGCAAUCAGGAACUAAUAUAAUAGAAGUCAACGAAAAUUAUGCAUUCGGUUAUUUAUACUGCUGCGAAGUUUUCUGCUGCCUUUCUCUGUUCACAGUCCUCUCGGAAAAGCAAGUCUUUCAUUUCAGCUGCUUCCAUUCAUUUGAGAAAAAUGGUGCAUUACCUAACAGAGCAGAGAGGACGACCUAAUUCAACUGACUACAGGAUUUAUUUAAAAACUUCAGAUGGAAAAUACAUAUCCCCUUUCCAUGACAUUCCUCUGUAUGUUGCUGACGAUCAGGAAUGUGGUGUUCCACCAAAGAAAAUGAAAACGAAUGAGAUCCUGUUUAAUAUGGUCGUAGAAGUUCCUCGUUGGUCAAAUGCCAAGAUGGAGAUAGCAACAAAGGAACCAUUAAACCCGAUCAAGCAAGAUGUGAAGAAAGGCAAGCUACGAUAUGUAGCUAACAUUUUUCCACACAAAGGUUACAUUUGGAACUAUGGUGCACUUCCACAGACAUGGGAAGAUCCCAACCACACUGACAAGGAAACCAUGUGCUGUGGAGACAAUGACCCUAUAGACGUGUGUGAGAUCGGCUCCAAGGUGUGUGUAACGGGGCAGGUGAUUCAGGUUAAAGUUCUUGGAAUUCUGGCUUUGAUAGAUGAAGGAGAGACUGACUGGAAGGUAAUAGCCAUCAAUAUAAAAGACCCAGAUGCAUCGAGCCUUAAUAGUAUUGAGGAUGUGAGAAAGGUUAAGCCUGGUCAUCUUGAGGCUACGGUGGAUUGGUUUAAAAAAUAUAAAGUGCCAGAUGGAAAGCCUGAGAACCAGUUUGCAUUCAGUGGACAGUUUAAGGAUAAGGACUUUGCUAUAGAAGUCAUAAAAUCAACACAUGGCUACUGGAAUGCUUUAGUGAUGAGGAAAAAGAUGAAAGGUGAUGAAAUUGUUUGUCAAAACUCCUCCUUGUGUGAUACUCCAUUCAAAUGCAGUGAUGCAGAGGCCAGUGCUGUGGUUCAAGCUGCUGCAGAAUAUGGGGAACCUCUCCCAGUACCUUCUGAAGUGGACAAAUGGCACUUCUUUGCAAAGUAAAAGAUCAUUCACACUUUGCAGAGUGAUCUCACAAGAAGGUAGAAAAGGGCCGAAGAUGCUAUUACAUGGGUCCAGUAAUAUCCAUGGUACAAAGAUUUUUAUGUUUCAUUAAUGUUUUAUUUUUAAAACAUGGCUUUAUUUAUUAGCACAAGGCACAAACACUUACUUGUCAUAUAUGGGGUGAAAUGAGCAAGUAAUUUUUUGCAGUAACAUUGUUUGACAUGUUUCUGUUGAUAAUUAUUGUUAAUUUACAUAUUUGAAAAUAUAUGUGUUUCAGUGCCAAAGCUCAUGUUAUCUUUCAUACUUUAAAGGUUAAAUAGUUAACAAUCUCUUCAACGUGAGGUUUUACUCUCAUUUUAUCAUUUUUUUUUUUUUUUUUUUUUUUCCCCUUGAAUUUGUUUACUUACUUGGACUGACUUAGGAACAGAUGUUUAUCAAGGACAGCAUUUUAUUUUUGUAAGUGUUUAGUGUGUCGGUUGCAACAAACCCUCUGGUUUAAUAUCCGUGUAAACAGGAAGUUGCGAACUUCAGUAUUGUGACAUUUUCGAGGGGUGUAAUGGUUCUGUUUAAAAAAAAAAAAAUCGUACAGUACCGUACUUCAUCACGUAUAAAAAUUACACACACCCAUAGCGAAAAAGUGAAUUUUGAAGGCGUUAUGUUCAUUUUUGAAAAUGUAUGUUUUUGUUACUAGAUAAGGCAGUUUGGGGUGUGAGUGUGUGCAUUGUAUAUUGCAGAACAGCAGAGGUUGUUUACCAGAGGUUUUCCAAAAAAACCCCGAAAAAACUCGAAGGAACCAGCAGCGAAUUAGUCUUCUGGGUUAUGUCAUACCUGCACCACUCUUUAUGACUUAGGCUGUAUCCGAAAACUUAGGCAGCUGACUUGUCGCCUCGCUGCCUUAUCAGGCAAUGACUUUGUAGGCAGGGUUUGCUUAUGAAGGUACCUCACGAAACUGAUUUUGCACUUCUGAGGCAGCGUAGCAUGAAAGGCGCUCAGUUGACAGAACUGUCACUGUCCCGAUUGUGCCAGUGCUGCAUCGUCACAAAAGUUUAUCAUUUGCAUGUUUUUAAGCCUUGCCACUUUAACCAUUCAAGCGCAAGAGAAAAAGAACUCGCGCACGCUGUAUGAGAAGUUUUGUGCGCGCACUCAUCCGAUGGGCGCAAAUGUCUCAGACAGCGUGUGAAUGCUAAAUUGCUUUGAAGUCUUCUUUUGCUUCUUUUUGCUAAUCAAACAACAAAAGGCAAAUAAAUCACUCACUGCUCUUUACUGAAUCACUUUUUUAACUUUAAUAAAGAAUCAAUCUUUAAUUUAUACAGUGAAGAGUAUAUGCAGUGUUAUUUUACAUUUGAUUGCUUUAUUCAGUAUCUGUACCUGAAAACUACUGUUAGACCUACCUGAAAAACCUGAAAAGCACUGUUUUUUAUUUUGUGUUUUUGCUCUAUUGUAUUCAUUUGUGCUAUUUCUUGUAGUUUGAUUAUUUUUUUUCUUAUUUUCUUUAUUUUUUAUUUGACAGUAGUCCUUUUUUCCUGAACAUAGCACAUACAAAACUGUUCCAAAACCAUGAAAUUAAAACCGCGAUACAAACCAAACCAUGAGUAAUGUGGACCAUUACACCCCUAAAAUUUUCUGAGUGAAACGUGGCUUGUUUUUUUGUUUUUUUUUCCCUCUGGGAAUUGGUUGGACCUAGAAAAGCAGGCAGUCCAUUCAGCUCAUUGUCAAAGCUCACAGCAGAAUGACAGUUGGAGGCGAUGUUAUACCCAAGCCAUCAAACUGAUGUCAUCAUAGAAGGAAGGCCAUUCCAGAGGGAAAGUACAUCUUCAGAUUUUGAUUAAAUAUUACAAAGACAAUUUUUUUUUUUAAAUCCCUUUUUUUUUUUUUGUGGAUAUACUUGGAUGAAUUGUUUAUUGUUUGAUGAAUUGUUUGAAUUUGUUUUCAACACUAGUAAUGUGCGCUAACAAAGCAAAUAUGGUCAAUUUUGAUUUCAUGCCAACUUUAAGAAAACCCUUACAAUUGUUACAAUUGUAUUGGAUUUAUAUUUAGGUAAUAAUUGUCUUACUAGGAUUUUGCCAAUUCAUAUAAAAGUAUAGCCUAUACGGUUGGAGCACAGCAGCUUCCUUUUUUUUAACAGAGAAAUAAAAUUUGGGUAACAUUUCA
Ctenopharyngodon idella (grass carp) is the source of this 3271-nucleotide messenger RNA. It is a transcript of the gene ppa2, whose product is annotated as inorganic pyrophosphatase 2. Bases 98 to 1120 code for a protein of 340 amino acids. NCBI's taxonomy places the organism in Eukaryota, Metazoa, Chordata, Actinopteri, Cypriniformes, Xenocyprididae. Gene Ontology annotation, molecular function: magnesium ion binding; inorganic diphosphate phosphatase activity. Gene Ontology annotation, cellular component: cytoplasm. The record is from RefSeq and is a predicted model, not a curated record. Gene Ontology annotation, biological process: phosphate-containing compound metabolic process. The transcript is spliced from 12 exons.